AGUCCAUUUCUACCUCUCUCCCUCGCCAUAUUAUCCUGCUUUGGCCGCGUCUUCAAACAUCUCCGCCGUCGCCACUUCCCAGCAGCCAAUUAAAAAGCUUCCAAAAGCAGCCGGUCGAAUCCUCUUCUGGAAAUGACUGGAGCUGGAUCUGGAAACCCCCUUUCCCUAUCUGAGCAAUAUGCACUGAAGGAGGAGGAAAAAUCAGAUGCGGCUACAAAACCAGCAGAAGCGAAAGAGGUUGAAAAUCCUGUGAAUGCUGCUUCUGUGGAAGUUGUCUCUGAGAAAGUGGAGGCUUCUGUUGCUGCAGUUGAGGAAAGCACUGAAGCCGUUCCUGCUUCUGCUGAAGAAAGCACUGAAGCCAAUACCACUGCCGAGAACAGUGGUGAAGAUGCUCCAGCUGCAGCAGAGAACUCAGAUGAUGCUGAAGAAACACCAGAGAUUAAGCUUGAGACUGCCCCAGCAGAUUUUCGCUUCCCAACUACAAACCAAACAAGACAUUGCUUCACACGAUAUAUUGAGUACCAUCGUUGUGUUGCUGCAAAAGGAGAAGGUGCUUCAGAGUGUGAUAAGUUUUCGAAGUAUUAUCGUGCCUUAUGUCCUGGAGAAUGGAUCGACCGAUGGAACGAGCAAAGGGAGAAUGGCUCUUUUCCGGGACCUCUGUAAAAGGUACUGUCUAUCGGAAAACCUUGACCACAGAUGAAUUUGUUAAAUGAAAAUCCUAUUUAAAAGGAUGAGGUAAUAAGAAAUUCUGGCGUGUAUUUUAUACAAAUUAGAUCAAGGAUGAAAACCUUUGCUCAUAA
Molecule: messenger RNA, 800 nt
Organism: Hibiscus syriacus
Lineage: Eukaryota; Viridiplantae; Streptophyta; Magnoliopsida; Malvales; Malvaceae
Product: cytochrome c oxidase subunit 6b-1-like
Exons: 6
Coding region: 133-663 (176 amino acids)
Cellular component (GO): respiratory chain complex IV; mitochondrion
Source: RefSeq, a predicted model, not a curated record